This is a messenger RNA of Hemicordylus capensis (graceful crag lizard), 1597 nucleotides long. It is a transcript of the gene ITLN1, whose product is annotated as intelectin 1. Gene Ontology annotation, molecular function: GTPase activity; GTP binding; oligosaccharide binding. Gene Ontology annotation, cellular component: membrane. The coding region runs from base 249 to 1499 and encodes 416 amino acids. The record is from RefSeq and is a predicted model, not a curated record. NCBI's taxonomy places the organism in Eukaryota, Metazoa, Chordata, Lepidosauria, Squamata, Cordylidae. The transcript is spliced from 2 exons.
AGCCCCUGACUCCUCCACCAUCUGCGAAGGCACAGUCUGGACCAAGCCCAGCUCGUCUUCUUCACCACUGGGAUCUCCCUGGAACAUCUGGAUCAUGGUUGCCCCCAUCGGGGGUGCUGCUUCCGCAGAGUUUGGCCUUAGAGAGCUUGAAGGGUGAAGCGAUACAAAAACAGGGAGAAGGCGGGCCAGGACUCCUGGAGUUAUGUUUUUGACGGCUGGUUGCCCUUUUGGCCGGCUGCUGCCCCUCGAUGGCCGGGAAGGCAGAGAAGAAGAGCCUCCAGCUGCCCGAGAAGCAGGUCCAGAGCCUCCAAGCCGCCUUUGCGAAGGGGAGCUUCUCCGAGCUGGCCGGCGAGUUGCAAGAGACGCUCCACUCCCAGGAGAGCGUCUGCCUGAACGUGGGGGUCACCGGGGAGCAGGGGGCUGGGAAAUCGACCCUCAUCAACUCCAUCCGGGACCUGCGGCAGGAAGAGGCCGGUGCGGCUCCCGUGGGAGGGGUGGGCCCCAGUAAGGACCCCCGAGCCUACUCUCACCCCAAGUACGCCAACGUGGUGCUGUGGGACCUGCCCAGCAUCGGGGCUCCGGGCUUCAAGCCCAAAGUGUACCUAGAGGAGAUCACGGUCUCGCGCUACGACUUCUUUGUCAUCCUUGCCGCUCAGCGCUUCGCCCCCUUCCACGCCAAGCUGGCCCGGUACAUCAAGCAGGCCGGCAAGGACUUCUACUUUGUCCGCUCCAAGGUGGACGUGGACAUGGAGGCUGCUCUCCAGAGCCAGCCGUCUGGCUUCGCCGAGGCCGCCACCCUGCAGAACAUCCGGGACGGCUGCGUGCAAGACCUCCAGGCCGCGGGGGCCAAGACCCCGAGGGUCUUCCUCAUUUCCAGCUUCCUGUUCGGCAAGUACGACUUCCCCUUGCUCGCCCAGGCCCUCGGGCAGGACCUGGAUCCCGGCAAGAGCUACGCCUUCCUCCUGGCCACGCCCAACAUCUCCCACCGCAUCGUGGAGAAGAAGAAGGAGUCCAUGGUUGAGCACAUGUGGCUGGUGGCCGUGGUGGCCUGCGGGGUCAACGCCGCCCCCAUCCCACGGCUCUCGAUCGUGUGUGACGUGGACCUCUUGGCGAAGACCCUACGAGGCUACUGUGUCGAUUUCGGCCUGGAGGACGCCUCCUUGAGGAAGGUGGCGGAGCAUAUGGAGCAGCCCUUGGAGAUGCUGACGGCUCUGGUCAAGUCGCCGCUGGCCAGCCAGGUCACCCCGGCGGUGGUGGGGCAGCGGCUGAUGGAGGCCGCCAUCAAGGCUCCGAACCUCCCCAAAGAGCUGCUGAGCUGCGCCCCCAUCUUGGAGUCUGUGGACGCUGUGGGGAUGUCCUUCGCCAUUGUCUACCAUAUGCUGAAGGAUUUCGUGGAUGACGCUGCUGCGGACGCCCACAGGAUACUGGUCAAAGGGUUCAUGAGCCAGAGGCCUGGCAGUGCCGCCGAUCUACAGGCGGCAAGAUCGACCCACUCCUAGGACGGAAUAAGUCCUCCUGGGGCCCAGCAUGGUUGGGGGUUUCUGAAGCGGAGAUAAAGGCCAGAGCAAAACUGAUCAGGUUUCCCCCGCAUUCUGAU